CUCACGCGCACACUUUGUGCAGGAGUCAGUCAGCGCGCGCAGCCGAGGCAACUCUGACUUUAUCCGGAUUAUCAUCAUCAUCCUCAUCAUCAUCCUUUUUCUCAUCAGCAUUAAUCACGACUCGGAUUUAUUUAUGUACUUUUUUAAAGGGGAAAACACACACACACACACACGUGUUCAAACUUCUCGAAACGGGAUGGAAAAUGAGCGCAAGCUCUCUAGACCUGAAGGUGUAGCCUAUUGAAAGCGAAACUGUGGAAACUGCGAUGACCGAAGACACUGUGAAAGACACCAUGACAGUUCCCGAGUGCCCUUCUCUCACCGUUAAAGCCAACAACAACAACAACAAAAAUGAGCCGCCACCUUCGGUGUCCAUCCCCCUGGUGAACGACGGUCCUCUGACGGCAGCGACAGGUGGCACGGAGCUCUCGUGCUUCCGCUGUACUCUUCCCUUCGGCGUGGUGGUGCUGAUCGCCGGCAUCGUGGUCACAGCCGUCGCCUACAGUCUUAACUCUCAUGGCUCCACCAUCUCCCACUUCGGCCUGGCCCUGCUGUCGGCCGGCGUGGCUCUGCUCGGCCUCAGCGCCGCCUGCUGGAAGCUCCGCAGCGAGAAAAAGAAGGAGGAGCGGAGACGGGAGAGCCAGGCUGCGCUAGUCACCAACCACAGGAUCGUCUGAUGGCUGGUGGACGUGUAGAACUUCUUGGAAUUUCCAGAAAUGUGACUGCUGGUCAGAAAAAAAAGACUAGAAAAAAACCACAGAAGCAUCUUCACCUCUUCACACACUUUGCUGAACUUCUUGCUUAACAUUCUUGCCUAACUCCCUGAAAUCACAAAACUCUUUCAAACUUUCCAGACAUUUCACUAGCAUCAGACUAUUCUUUGUGACAGGAAGGUAUACAUGCUACUCUGGAUGUUUCUGACCUCCAUAAAGGAGUUAUUCAGAUCCAUAGAAAAGUCUCAGAAACCACAGGAGUAGCGUCACCUGACUGAUGUCCUAGGAUUCAGAAUCUCCAGACUUGCAGCUUCUUGCAAAGUCUAACUGCUUUAUAAAGAAACUCACAGAACAGUUAGAAUUUCAGACUCUUCAGACAAACCUUUUGGAUUCUGACACAUCACAUAGUCUAAAGAGUAUUCAGAGUGUUAGGAAUUUAUUCCGUUAAUGUGCUCAGACUCUCCGAAGUAGAAGAAGCAUGUUCCCAUGAUGAGACUUCAUGCGUGAGACUCAGGAAAAAUUCACAGGAGUAUUUUCUUCAGGUUCUUCAGACUUCCAGCUUCUUGCUGAUUACAACUGCUUUCCAAAUAACCACUGAAUAAUUCCAAAUAACCAUUACAAGUUAAAACCCUCUGGACGGUCAGAACUAAUAUGUUGGAUUUGGACUCUCAGGACAUGUGGUUGUGGAGUCAGGAAUGUGUUCAGUCAUCUUUCCCUGCCUACUAAACACACUCCUGUGUCUAGAAUCCAUUUUCUCCCUUGACACAAUGAUUUUCAAGCUUCAGAGGAUCUGCAGCAUUUACUCAUCAUGAUGUCAUUUCUGAUGUUGACCGAAUGACCAAAACCCUAGAAAUUUCUGUGCCUGAAUUUUAUUGGACUUUUUCCAACUCUUUUAAAUGACUCAGUGUUCUUUGCUUAGACUUAGAGAGAAAUUUGAGCCCAAAUGUCCAGCAUUUUAUUCAAACCUCCUGUAUCAGUCUUGCCUGGAUAUUCUAUGAGAAGAGGGAAUGAAUCUAAAGCAAACUAUGCAUAGGAAACUAUGAAACCUUGAGAGGAACUGAGACUUAAAAUUGGGAAAAGGGGUCAUAUGUCCACCUCUGGAUGAUUAGAGUACACUAGGAACUCUUUAGAUUUCAACUUUUUGCUGAUGGACACUGUUUUAAGGUGAAAGCUCUGAAUAAACAUUGUGAGAUUUUUCACUAUAGUAAUCGUGUGCACCAGUGGAGAUCUGUAAUCCACGAUGUGAAACAAGACACAAGAAGAUUACUCAGCACUCUUAAAGAAACCAUAAUUCACUCUGGUUCUGUGCAGCGGAACUGAGCUUUAUCCCUGUUUUCCUGAUGGGCAUAAAACAUCUGGACGACGAGAAGAAUAAAAACCAGCAGGGAAGGGUUUGGAUCCAGAGCCUGAGGCGUUGUUCCGUGUAGGGGCGGUCAGUGUGGGAGGGGUUGCAGAGGUGAAGAAGGCAAUUCUGGAUAUGCACAGCUGUUUCCAGAUGUUUAGGAGUCGCAGGACACUGACCUCAAGGUCCUUCAUCACAAACCUCUCUUCAAGUGUCUGACUGCGGUUCCUUUUUGCUUUGAAGUGGACCUGCAGGAUUUUCAGGAUUUUUAUUUCUUCCUUCCCCCCCACACUAUUUUUCCUCUCUUCUCUCUUUGUUUCUCUCUCUCUCUCUCUCUCCUGCAGAUUGUUUGCAUCUGUUUAGCCGGGCAGCCAGCCAAACUGUGAGCGUCAGGAUUAAGAUGAAUAGCUCCACUACAAACCUGAUGAGAGGAAGAAACACAUUAAUUCACCUCUCUUUCCUCCUUUCUUUCUUUUUUUUUUACCUUCUUCUCUUUUUCUGGAAGCCUCUCGCACUUUCUCUCAGUAAAUACAUGGUACUUAUAAACACUAUCGUAUGAUGGUAGGUUCACUUUAGUUGAAGUGAAUGAAGGAUUUUAUUUGCUACAUUUAUCAUUAAGUCUCUAUAACCAUGUGACUUAGGGCACAAAACUAGUGCCCUUCAGAGCCGUAGUGACCGAUAGGGACGUGAUAAUAACUUAUGAGAACGUAUAUAACUCUAGAUAACUCAUGGUAUAUGAUAUCAGUAUGGGAUGUGUAUCUGUCUUGCUCUGUGGAUAUAAACAGUGUUUGGUUGACGUGGGGUUCGGCUGAACCUCCUAACAGUGUUUAUCUUCUGAACGAAUAAAAAAUAAAUAAAACAAUGAA
Molecule: messenger RNA, 2921 nt
Organism: Hemibagrus wyckioides
Lineage: Eukaryota; Metazoa; Chordata; Actinopteri; Siluriformes; Bagridae
Gene: tmem100a
Product: transmembrane protein 100a
Exons: 2
Coding region: 267-677 (136 amino acids)
Biological process (GO): cellular response to BMP stimulus
Source: RefSeq, a predicted model, not a curated record